AUGGUGCAUUUUUCUUUCUUUCAUCUACUGGCCUUUUUUACACUGGCUUCUGGAAAGCCGAUUUUGAUUCCGAGGCUGGCCCAGGACGUGUCGCAGGGCGGUACCCAAGGUCUCUUUAGUGUCUCACUAGAGUCUCUAGGAAGCACUUCUGUCAAAGCUCAGGUCACAAAUGUAGGCACAAAUGCCGUUCGACUCGUUCAAAGAGGGGGUAUCUUGGACCAACUCCCCACAAGAAAGGUGUCUCUCAAAGGAACGGGUUCUGACCCAACAUUCGCUGGAGUUCAAGUGAAGUACGUUCUUUCGCACUUGUCUCCCGAAGCGUUUGUUCGGCUGUCUCCCAAUCAGACUGUUGAGUCUAUCUUUGAUAUCACCGAUAUUUACCCUGACCUUUCCCCAAACCAAGAGUACACUGCCGCUGCAGAGGGCACUCUAGAAUAUACAACACUAGACAACCCGAGGAAAUUCUCCCAUGCUCACUACACAUCCAACUCAAUAUCUGUCCAGACGCCCAAAGAGCUUGCUAAGCGCCUCGAGAUCCGCUCCACUCUCGAAUGCACUGGCGAAUACAAUCAACUGGUGCAGAAUGCUCUCAAACGCGCUGCAAGUAUGGCCACAGCUGCUUCAGCGGAUGCACGAAGCGGGAGCGCGAACUUUGAGAAAUUCUUCAAAUCCACCAACCAGGAUGACAGAGAUGAGGUCGCGGACAGACUGGAGGCUAUUGCAAGGGAGGCAACUACAACCGGGGAACUCACAUACUACUGCGAACCUACGGCCCUUGACUACUGUGGGGGCAAUAUCGCCGCCAUGACAUACCCAACUGAAAACAAGGUGGUGAAUUGCCCUGGAUACUAUGAAACUCCAGCGGAAAACAACUAUUGCAACUACCUGGAUCAAGCUGCGAUUUCCCUUCAUGAGUUCGCCCAUGCGACUGCCGUGUACAGCCCCGGAACCGAGGAUAUAACAUACGGCUAUGAAAGCGUGCUGCAGCUCAGCACUAGCCUCGCGAAGAAUAACGCAGACUCAUUUGCGUACUAUGCUUCUGGUAGGACCGAAUAA
This is a messenger RNA of Aspergillus ochraceoroseus IBT 24754, 1056 nucleotides long. RefSeq lists its product as uncharacterized. Gene Ontology annotation, molecular function: metalloendopeptidase activity. Gene Ontology annotation, biological process: proteolysis. The coding region runs from base 1 to 1056 and encodes 351 amino acids. Lineage: Eukaryota; Fungi; Ascomycota; Eurotiomycetes; Eurotiales; Aspergillaceae. The transcript is spliced from 2 exons. The record is from RefSeq and is a predicted model, not a curated record.